Molecule: messenger RNA, 1425 nt
Organism: Hepatospora eriocheir
Lineage: Eukaryota; Fungi; Microsporidia; Hepatosporidae
Source: the annotation of a GenBank genome assembly
AUGUUAUUUGUGUGUAUACAGAUACUAUUCGUUUGUUGUAAACUUGAGAAGAAAAAGGGUAAAGACGAUAUUAAAGAUAAGACAACAGAUAAGAAAGCUAUAAGUUCAUCGAAAAUUUACAAAAAGGAAAACAUUAAAAGUAAAAAUAACGAAGAAGAUGAUGAUUUAAAAGAGUCUAAUAAGAAAAAUAAAACGGUGAGAAAGAAUAAAACAGGCGGUGAAAACAGUAAAAAUGAAAAAGAGAAGUUAUUAAAAUCUUUAGCUAAAGAAGAUGAUAAUAAUACUGAAAACAAGAAGAAUGAUAAAGGUAAUAAAGUUAAACAUACGCCAGCAAGUGAGUUCGAUUUUGAUGACUUGGAUGAAAAGAAUGCAGCUACUGAUAUAGAAAAGAAACAUCAUCUUAAAAUAAAACCAAAGAUGAAUAAUGUAAUAUCUAUUAAAUCAAUGGUUAUAUUUAGCAAAGGAGAUAUUAUAAAUUCUACAAAGAAGGUUGAUAAGAAUGCAGCUAAAGAUGAUGAGGAUGAAGAUAGUGAAGAAGAUGAUGACAAAUCAAAAUUAAAAGGAAAUAAAACCAAGAUGAAUAAAAAAGAUGAUGAAAAUAAAAAGAAUAAGAAAAAUGAUGAAAAUAAAAAGAAUAAGAAUAAGAAAGAUGAUGAAAUGAAGAAUAAAAAAGGAAAAAAUGAUGAAAAAGAGUCUAAAAACAAGAAAGAUAUGAAAACCAAAAAUAAUUUUAAAAAGAAUCAUUUAAGUAACUUUUUACAAAAUACCUUUGUUAACCCAUUAUUAAACGCCACAGAGAAGAAUUUAAAUAAAAAGAGAAAGAAAGAUUCAUUAGAUGAAGAAAAUAAAAAAGGUAAAAAGAGUAAGAAAAAUUCAUUAGAUAAAAAUAAGAAAAGUAUAAGUAAAAAUAAAAAUAAAUCUAAAGCAAAAGAAGAUGAAGAAAAUAAAGAUAAAGUUUAUAAAUCAACAAUAAUAGAUAUUGGAGAUUCAGUGAAAGACCCGUCAAAUUAUGAUUCAAGACAAAAGAUAUACAAUCAAAUAGAAAGUUCAAAUAACGUUAAUUCAAUAGAUUUAAGUCAAUUGAAUGAUAAAACGCUUAAAGCAGAAAUUGAGAAGAUUAUGAAAAGUAACAGUAGUGAAGAACAAAAGAAAAAGAAAAUACUAAACAAAUUAACAUUUGAAACCUUUACAUUGGAUUUGGAUGAUUUAUUAACAAGAGAAACAUCAGUAAUUGAAAUGAUAUUAGUAGAUGUGAAUGGUAAAGAGAAAUUAGUUCAAACAGAUGAAAUAAAGAAGAAGAGUGAUGGCUCAUAUAGUAAGGGUGGAUCAUCUUGGUAUUCUAGUUGGUGGUUUAUACUUCUAAUUACCUUAGCUGCUAUUGCUGUUGUUGUUAUCAUUGCUUUAGUAUGCAGCGGUACAGAUUAA